Messenger RNA from Xenopus tropicalis (tropical clawed frog), 688 nucleotides. RefSeq names its product late endosomal/lysosomal adaptor, MAPK and MTOR activator 4 (gene lamtor4). The coding region runs from base 219 to 506 and encodes 95 amino acids. The record is from RefSeq and is a predicted model, not a curated record. Gene Ontology annotation, biological process: cellular response to amino acid stimulus; positive regulation of TOR signaling. NCBI's taxonomy places the organism in Eukaryota, Metazoa, Chordata, Amphibia, Anura, Pipidae. The transcript has 4 exons. Gene Ontology annotation, cellular component: Ragulator complex; lysosome.
GGUGUGUGAGGCUUAUGGGGGCGGCUGCAAUCGGCACUAAUGUUCUGCAAUGUGGGGCUGUAUGUAUGGCGCCAGUGUCAGACUGCAGGGGCUUGGGAUCAGUAGGUUGCUGCACUACAUCAGCCUCCGGGACUUCAGCGCUUCGGGAUACGCCCCCCCCGCACGGCUUGUCCGGGACUCGAACCCAAUAGCAGCCAAUCAGAAGCUUGACCUCCACCAUGACGCAGGGCCUGGAGCGGAUCCCAGACCAGAUGGGGUAUCUGGUAAUGAGCGAGGAUGGAGGGGUGCUGGCGAGCGCCGGUGAUUUGGAGAAUGACGAACGCCUGGCGGGAGUGAUCAGGGAGAUGGUGGCCGUAGCGUGCUCCUUCCGGGAUCUCGGGGACCAGCAGCCAUUCAAACGCAUGAGUAUCGUAUUUGGGGAGCACACGUUUCUCGUCACCAUUUCCGGACAGAAGAUCUACGUGGUGAAGCGGCAGAACGUGGUGCGGGAGCCAAUCAGUGUCUAGCAAAGCCUCACCCUCCAUUCUCGUGCCCAAUAUGAAGUGACUGUACUACACGGCCUAUUUAAUGACCCCCCCACUGUUGCCCUAGCAACCUUUUCCGCAGGAUCGAAUGUUCCAGCUCUCUGCUGCGGGUUACACGGGGGGCUUCCCAUCCCCUAAUAAAUAUAUAUAUUGUUGGUACUGCC